This is a messenger RNA of Pecten maximus, 3186 nucleotides long. Its product is annotated as polyadenylate-binding protein-interacting protein 2B-like. Gene Ontology annotation, molecular function: mRNA regulatory element binding translation repressor activity. The transcript is spliced from 4 exons. Gene Ontology annotation, biological process: negative regulation of translational initiation. The record is from RefSeq and is a predicted model, not a curated record. Gene Ontology annotation, cellular component: cytoplasm. The coding region runs from base 107 to 475 and encodes 122 amino acids. Lineage: Eukaryota; Metazoa; Mollusca; Bivalvia; Pectinida; Pectinidae.
AUUGUUUAUUUACAAACAAGUACCUGCCAAGUUGAACACCAAAACAAAGGAGAAGACGGUGACACAGUUAGAAAGGGGAGAGCAAGCACAUCUGAACUCGAGAAUCAUGAAUAUGAAACUUCCACCCUACUUGCAGCAUAACAUGGAUCAGAUCCAUGAAGAGGCUCCUGGAAUGGGACAAGAUGUAGACUUCUCCGAGUAUGUGUGGAUGGGAGAGGAGCUAGAUGAGUUUGAUAAACAGGUAGAAGAGGAGUUUUGGGAGGAAGCAUUUAUGGAUGCAUGUUUUGAGGAGAUGUUAGCGGAGGAAGAAGCGGAAUGGAUAUAUUUUAACUCCGUAGAGGAAGCUAUGACAGCUUUGUAUAACUACACGAACAGUCUCCAUAAUCAGAAGACUCCUUCAUCUUGUAGUAAGCUGAAUCCUGAUGCCCCAGAGUUUAUUCCACGCUCUCCAAAUUCGACCUUCAAGCACACGUAGCACAUUCUUGAGGAAUAUUUUCUGCAUUAUGCAUGUGGCCAAAGGAACAAUAAGGAAUGAGUUAAUGCUCAAUGUCUUUCAAAAAAAUGCACAAGAAGAAUAUACUCCUUCCAUUCCCAGGUCCACUAUUCAUCCAUUUUGUUAUGUUGACAUUUUAUAUUCAUCCAUACAUCUUCUGAUGUAAUCAGGUAGAUCUCCAGACUUCCAGGUAAAUGUUGUAUAAAAUUAUGUAUCAGAAGGAAUGACUGAGAAACUGUUGUCUAAUCUCUAGGGUUUUUGGAUAAUUGAAUAUUUGAAAUAUUAGAAUAAUCUACAAAUUUCACCAAAAAAAAUGAUUCCUGUAUUUAGUAGAGAUGUAAAGAAUCUCUUAUUGAAGUAUUUGAAAACAAUGUUUUGAUUCAGUAAUUGUCUUGCAAAGAUUCUUGAGCUCACAUCUGUGAGGUUAUAAUUCUUCGCUGAAAUUUGUGUGGAGUUUAAUGCAACUGUAUUUCAGAUAUAUUAUUUGGAAAUUGCAAACAUUAAAGUAUAUCUAUCAACAGGAAUCCCAAUACUAUUGAACUAUAUAAAUGUAGUUUUAAAGGAAAUUCAUGAAAAUCCAGUCUGCAUGAAUGUGAUGCUUGAUAUGUCUGGAACUCUGUCUGAAGAUGUAUGCAAUAUGAGUGCUUUUGGACCUUUUUGUCCUACUGUUAAUAGUGCUGCUAUACUUAGGGUAUAUGAUUAAGUUUGUAAAUUGAAUUUUUGUGCUGAAGAUGAUGGUAUGAAGUAAUACAUGUAUAAAAAUUAAAUCAGUUAAAUGAAUAUUUCAGGAUUUGUGAAAUCAAUAGACUUUGUUCAUGAUUUAUAACUAACAUAUUAGCAAUUGAAAAAGUUGAAAAUGAUUUUUAAGAAAAUCUUCAAUUGACAGGAAAUACAUGUAUUAUGAUUUCAUACUUUCACGAAACCAAGACAGGUGUCUUUGCCCCAGUCUGGGACAUUCCUGAUCAUUGAGAAAACUGUGUGGAUACUUGCAUGUACUGCUUAUUUCAUAGGUAUGAACUAGAACUUGUGUUUAGAAUUUGAUUGUGUAUGUGAAUAAUUGUUUUUAUGUUUUCCAAGAUUAUGUUAGCUGUAUGGGAUAUAUAUGUUGACGAAGUUCCUACAAGCACUGAAAUCCUAUCAAAUUGCUUUGAAAGAAUUCUUCAAAUCCUACAAUCUUAUCAUAAUUCAGUGUUCAUAAAAAUAUUCAAACUAUUGCUUCCUUUGAAUUUAAACAAAAAUCAAAUUCUACAAUCUCAUUAAAAUUCACCAUUCAUACAGAAUAGAGUAUUUGAACAGUUGGAAAGUAAGCUGAAGUUUGUUCAAAUGAAUGAACUUGACAUACUUUCAAAGUCACAGGGGUGAAUGUGUUGAAACUGUUUAUCAACUUCUUUUUCAUUAAUAAAGAGGCCCUGGGUCAUUAUAAUUUUCAGCUCACUAAAAAGAAGAGGUCAUUUGGCCCAAACGUCAAUGUCAAAUUUUUUAAAUUGUUUCUUUUUAACUGAUAAACAAUUUGUUGUGACAGAGAUAAACAAGGAGCAAACUGGCAUAAGGUCAAGGACACUGUCAAAAGUUAAGGUCUAAUUUUCUAUCUUUUCACUGCUGAACAUUUUUGUUCUGACUUCAUGAAACAAAGUUGGUCAGAAUUAAACAAAAAGUCAACUGACCCAAUGCAAGGUCACUGAGUCGAAGGUCAAGGUCAUUUUGGACCUCUUAACAAGUUGACAAUAAAUCUUGCUGUUAUAGGUGUAAGGUUCUUAGGGUUCAGAUGAAAAUCAAGCUAACAAUUGUACUGUAUUUUACACUUCUGUUAGCCCAGCAUAAUUAGGUAUAUGUGAUAUGAUAAUGGGCAGAUGGCUUCUUGAUGGUUAUUGGGGAUAAUACCUAGCAACACGAUAGGACUGUAUUGUGUCCUGUUUCAAGUAAAUAGUAAACCUUUAUUUGCCUUCAAGUCAUAUGUGUGAGAUGUGUUAAAUGUUGGUUGAAUAGCAAUUGGUAUACACAUCAGAACUUUUGUGACCGCAAAGGCCCAUGUGCUUCUUGCUCCAUGUGUGUAGCAUGAAUUAAUGAAAGAUCACCACAGAACAGAAUCCCAACAGUGUUGUUCACUGGUGGUGAUUAUCAGUCCCCUACCAGUGACACCAGGGGAAAUACAGGUUUGUACAUAACCCUACAGUUUGUCAGAGCUCAAGCGGUUUCAUUCCUUGAGGGAUUUAAUCAAUCUUGACACAAUGAUAAAUGACCAUGCUUUCUCGGAUAAGAUUGAGUUUCAGGGUUUUUGGGUCAAGGUUGAGGUCGCUUACUAUUUUUAGUGGGGGUCGGUAGGAAACAUGUACUUGUAGUAGAGUAUUAGCUUGUGGGAAUAUCAAGAGAGAUUUCAAUACCAUUUGUACCACACUCUAGCAAAUUGCAAUACCCCAAAAUUGUGAUAAUCCCACAUAUGUAUGCAUAUCAUGAUAUUUAAAUGCCUUGUAAUACAAGUUGAUUCAUAACAUUAUAUAUUACGGGUCAUCAUACAUGUUAUCGGCAAGCAUAAAUAUCCCAUGUUGAUGAUAUAAAGAGAAAAUGUGUUCUAUGUUUCAUUGUAAAAGCAUUACAGUUCUAUUUGAUUUUUUCAAUGUUGGUGCAAACAUUGCCUUACAAAGGCCUUAUAUAGAUCUUAAUUAAUAAAUACUUUGUUUUUAUUAUGUAAUUUA